This is a messenger RNA of Urocitellus parryii (Arctic ground squirrel), 3603 nucleotides long. It is a transcript of the gene Syde2, whose product is annotated as synapse defective Rho GTPase homolog 2. Gene Ontology annotation, cellular component: synaptic membrane. Gene Ontology annotation, molecular function: GTPase activator activity. The record is from RefSeq and is a predicted model, not a curated record. NCBI's taxonomy places the organism in Eukaryota, Metazoa, Chordata, Mammalia, Rodentia, Sciuridae. Gene Ontology annotation, biological process: signal transduction; regulation of Ras protein signal transduction; cell migration.
CUGCUGAUCCAGGCCAUGCACGACCUACCCCCUGACUCAGGCACGCGGCGGAGCGGCGGGGGGUUGGCGGAUCGCGGUUGCCUCGCGGGAGCCGGGGCUCCUGGCCAGCUACCUUUCCCCCGCGACGCUGCGGACUGCAGAGCCUGCCCCGGAGAUUGGGAGUUGGGAGGCGGCGACUGCCCUCCGCAGCAGGUGUCCCCGCCCUGGUCGCCUCCGAGGGAGCCUGAGGGAGUCCGGCCUCGGACUCCUCGAAUGAGGCUGUCCUGCAGCAGAAGCCUUGAGAGCCUCCGGGUGGGCUCCAAGCCUCUUCCUUUACAGCGGUGGCCGAGCGACAGCUGGAUCAGGUGCGGCGAGCGCGGGGACCCAGACGAGUCCCCGCCACGUGGAGGCAGGAUGGAAGGCUGGAGCGGGGGCAGCGCCCGGGCCGCAGCAUCCGCUGGCCUCUUGUCUCCGGGCUCCAAGGACCUCGGCAGCUCCUCGAGAAGUCCUUUCAGGCAUCCUGCGGGGCCCUCUGUGAUCCGCAGGGGUCAAGAAGACCGCCAGGAGGGCUCCCCCACCCUGAAGCCGUCCACAGUCACAGUCAAGAAGCUGCAGAAGUGGAUGUACAAAGGUCGCCUGCUGUCCCUGGGAAUGAAGGGUCGCGUUCGUGGGACACCUUCUAAAGUCCCGGUGGCGCAGGCUACUUCUCCUAACCUGGGCACUUUGAAAGUGCAUGAAAACCCCAUCCUCUCGGUGCCUCCCGAUCAAAGAAUUACAUUGACAGAUUUAUUUGAAAAUGUCUAUGGGUCUUCAAUGAAGAGAAGAGAAUCUGAAGAUCUGAAGGAUAAUAUUGAAUUCAGAGGUCAUAAGUCACUUAACAGUAUCACUGUUUCAAAAAAACGAAAUUGGUUAUAUCAAAGUCCUMUGAGAUCUUUUAAUCUGGAAGAAGAAAAUAGGAAAUGCCAAGAUUGGAGUCAUUUAUCUAUCUCACCUGUAUCUCUUCCUAAACAUCAGCUAUCACAUCCUUUCCUCAAAUCAUCUGAAGAAUACUGUACAUAUAUGGUGUGUAAUGCUACAAACUCAUCAUUAUCAAGAAACUGCUCUUCAGAUUUUAAUGAGGAAAAUGAUGCAGAUGAUGAAGGAGAAAUAUGGUACAAUCCCAUUCCUGAGGAUGAUGACCUUGGGGUAUCAAGUGCCUUGAGUUUCCAUGAGCCAAACCCUGCUCUUCUGAAGUUUCCUGCUGUCAGUUUGAGCAUAUUGUCUAGGAGUGACCCUACAAAAGCAGAGCAGCCCACUGAAGAUCCAUUGUGCUCUUCUGAACACAAAGGUGAUACUCAGACCACUCAGUCAAAUGAAGUGAAUCCUAUAGAUUCCAUCCAUUCCACAGAAUGUAUGCAGCAGUACACGCAAAGGUUAAGACACAAGACACAAGAAGGUUUAAUGGUGGAGGAUAGUCCGACAUUGAAAUCUCCUUUUGCAGGUCCUGGAAUCUUAGCUGCUACAAGUAGGACUGAAUUGGGAGUUAUGGAACCAUCCUCUCCAAGCCCUAGCCCUGUGAAAAAAGGCAGUUCAAUUAAUUGGUCUUUACCAGAUAAAAUAAAAUCUCCACGAACUGUGAGGAAACUUUCCAUGAAAAUGAAAAGAUUGCCAGAAUUUAGCCGAAAGCUAGGUGUUAAGGGAACCCUGAAUUAUGUAAACAGUYCAGAUAAUUCUCCUUCCUUGUCUAAAUAUAACUGUCGAGAAAUUCAUCAUACUGUUAUUUUACCUUCUGGAAACACUACCACAGCUGCCAAGAGGAAUGUCAUAAGCCGGUACCAUCUUGAUACCACUGUAUCUUCUCAGCACAGCUACCAGAAGAAAAUCUCCAUGAGUUUGAAGUAUUCCUGCAAAGGUGGUUACCUCAGUGAUGGAGACUCACCUGAACUUAUAACUAAAUCUAGCAAACAUGGAUCUGAAAGCAAAUUUGGAAAAGGAAAAGAAAUAAUUCCAAACAGUUGUAGUAAAAAUGAAAUAGACAUAGAUGCUUUUAGACAUUAUAACUUUUCUGAUCAACCCAAGUGUUCACAGUACAUAUCUGGGCUCAUGAGUGUGCAUUUCUAUGGUGCUGAGGAUUUAAAACCACCACGGAUAGAUUCAAAAGAUGUCUUUUGUGCAAUUCAGGUAGAUUCAGUAAACAAAGCAAGAACAGCUUUGCUCACAUGUCGAACCACAUUUUUAGACAUGGAUCACACUUUCAAUAUAGAAAUUGAAAAUGCACAACAUUUAAAACUAGUAGUAUUUAGUUGGGAACCCACUCCAAGAAAAAAUAGAGUGUGCUGUCAUGGAACUGUUGUUCUUCCCACCUUAUUCAGAGUGACAAAGACACAUCAAUUGGCUGUCAAACUUGAACCUAGAGGUCUUAUCUAUGUGAAAAUGACUCUUAUGGAACAGUGGGAAAAUUCUCUUCAUGGACUAGAUAAAAAUCGAGAAUCGGUAAUAUUUGGUGUUGACAUUCARAAAGUUGUAGAAAAAGAAAAUGUAGGAUUGAUGGUGCCACUCCUGAUACAGAAAUGUAUUAUGGAAAUUGAAAAGAGAGGCUGUCAGGUAGUAGGCCUGUAUCGAUUAUGUGGUUCAGCAGCAGUCAAGAAAGAACUUCGAGAGGCUUUUGAGAGGGAUAGCAAAGCUGUUGUUCUAUGUGAAAACCAGUACCCAGAUAUAAAUGUAAUAACAGGUGUUCUCAAGGAUUAUUUAAGAGAACUUCCCUCUCCUCUGAUAACAAAGCAGCUUUAUGAGGCUGUAUUAGUUGCAAUGGUAAAAAGUCCUUUGAAAAUGUCAUCAAAUGGUUGUGAAAAUGACCCAGGUGAUUCUAAGUUCACUGUUGACCUGUUGAAUUGUCUGCCAGGUGUUGAGAAGGCAACCCUAAAGAUGUUGUUGGAUCAUUUGAAAUUGGUAGCUUCUCAUCAUGAAGUAAAUAAGAUGACCUGCCAGAAUUUGGCAGUGUGCUUCGGACCAGUAUUAUUAAGUCAGAGGCAAGAGACUUCCACCCAUAACAACAGAGUCUUUACUGAUUCAGAAGAACUUGCAAGUGCUUUGAAUUUUAAAAAACAUAUUGAAGUUCUUCAUUAUUUACUCCAACUCUGGCCAGUGCAACGUUUAGCUGUCAGAGAAUCAACAGACAGUAUGUUCCCAGAGCAGUUGUCCUCUCUGAAUUAUUUGAGGCGGAAGAAAGAACGACCUCACAUGUUAAAUUUGAAUAGUAUUGAUUCAUCAGGAGUACUUAGACCAAGGCAGACCAGAUUAGACAGUCCACUUAGCAAUCGUUACGCAGGAGUCUGGAGCAGCUGUGGAGAAAACUACUCUUUAAAUACAAAAGAAAAUUUAAAUGAUGUGGAUUAUGAUGAUGUACCUUCAGAAGACAGAGAAAAUGGAGAAGAUUAUAGCAAAAUGAAUGGGCCAGAAAUAAUGAUUGAACAGCCACUUCCUAUGUCCAAAGAGUGCGCAUUCCAGACAUACUUGACAAUGCAGACAAUUGAGUCUACAGUGGAUCGAAAAGUUAAUCUCAAAGAUCUACAAGAAAGCAUUGAUACUUUGAUUGGCAAUCUGGAGCGUGAGCUCAACAAAAACAAGCUUAAUAUGAGUGUUUAA